AUGGCCUCACCACCAGUCCCCCGAAAAACCUCGGAGGACGCCAGGAAAGCUUCCGCAGAGAUCCAGAAGGGAUCAGCAGUGACUAGGAAGGGCUCUAGAGACAGCAGGAAAUUUUCUGCUGAGAUGAAGAAAGACCCCGGAGAGGCCCAGAAGAGUGGCGAGGUCAGGAGGAAGACCUCUGUACAGAAGGAGAGGGUUUCAAUCAGUAGCAUGAAGGGUUCAUUCGAGAGCAGGAAGGCCUCUGUUGAGGGCAGGCAAAGUUCCAGCGAGGGCAAGGGCAGUUCGUCCUCCAUCCCUUCCAGUGUGCGACCCAGCAAGGUGCCAUGGGUCACCCUGAUGAGAGCCUUGGGUCGCUUCAAGCUGUCCCUCCCGAAUAUCCGUCAGUACCACAUGCUGGCUGCUCGCGACCCCCUGGCCGUGGACACGGAACUGCCACAUGGGAAGCACAAGGCAAUAGUGAAGAGGUUAUGGGGCAACCACCAGCCUCUCGCCAAGAUCCCGUAUAAAGUUCUGAUUGGGCACGACAACAUUGUGAGUUCCUGCCACUUCUGUGUGAAUGACACCAGGGUUCUCAGUGGCUCCUAUGACUGCUCGGUGAAGCUGUGGGACGCUACCUAUGGAUCUCCAAUUUGGGAUUUUGAGCCACGACCCAAAGCUCCUGUUUUAGAAUGCAGUAUCACGGCUGACAGCAGAAGAAUUGUUGCAUCAUCUUACGAUAAAACCGUGAGGGCUUGGGACGUUGAGACGGGUCAACUUCUGUGGAAAAUCAGGCACGACACCUUUGUAGUGUGCUGUAAAUUCUCUCCCAAUGGAAAGUUCGUGCUCACAGCCUUGGAUGUGAAUCGCGGGAUUUGCUUAAUUGAUCCGGAAAACAUUACCACCAUGAUCCAGAUCAAAGAUCAUCACAGAAGGUCCAUCACAUCAUGCUGCUUUGAUCCUGACAGCCAGAAGGUAGCUUCUGUUGCCAUGGACAGAUGUAUCAAGAUCUGGGAUAUCACAUCCCAAACCACACUGUUUACCAUACCCAAUGCACACCAAAACACCAUCUCAGACUGUUGUUUCACCGUCAGCGGCCACUUCCUGUGUACCGGCUCCUGGGACAAAAACUUAAAAAUAUGGAACAUCCACACGGGGGAGUUUCGAAAACGCGGAGCCUGUGUGACUCUGAUGAGGGGCCACCAGGGCUGUGUGAGUUCCUGCUGCAUUGCCAGAGACAGCUCUAUCCUCAUUUCUGGUGGCUUUGACAAGACGGUGACGAUUUGGGAUGUAGGAGAUGGUUACCGGAAGCUGUCAUUGAAGGGCCAUGAUGACUGGGUGACGGAUGUUGCUAUUAGCAGCAAUAAGAAAUGGAUCAUCUCUGCUUCAAAGGACAACACCUUGAGACUGUGGAAUAUUGAAGAUCUGGAUAAAAUUCCUUUGGUAACUGAGAACAAGAGGACCAUGGGCUGUAAGGUCAAGCAGUGCAAAAGCUGUGACCAGUUUUUCCCCGCCUUUGAAAAUGAGUCUUCUGUACUAUCCAACCGGUGUAUGAUCUGCCGGAGAGAGGAGGACUUAGGAUCUGGUUCCUCAUCAUCGUCACUGGAAGAGAGAGAAGCGGUCCAGAAGAAGUUUUGGGCCUGGGCUGGCAAGGAUGGCCGCAGCUCUCUUGACACCCAAGAAAAUAAGCAGCCCGGCCGUACUGGUUCUGACUGCUGGCCCAGCUGCAACACAGGAGAGCAGGCCCUGUACCUCACCUGGGGCACACUGUUGACCUGUUGGCAAGGCCAGCCGCAGGUGAGCAGGCCUGUGGGCGUCAGAGCAGGAGAGCGGGCCCUUCUCUGCACUGUCUGCUGCAUUGGCGCCACUGCGGCUCGGCGGGCGCGUCACGUGGCUGGCGCGGCGCGGCCUCCCGGCUCCAGGCUCCGGCGAGGGGCCGGGCGGGAGGACAGACGGACCCACCGACGCACCCUCCUCGGCACCGUGCGGCGCAGCUCGGGGCGGCCCGGGGACCGACGGGCAGGGCGCGCCGGGGCAUGGGCGCGCCGGAGGUGUCCGUGCUCAGGCCGGGCUGGGCGAGCCGGCCGCGGCUCGGGGACAGCGGCGGGCGACGGUCCUCCUCGGCCACCGCCGCUGAGCCCCCGCGGGGCCCGUGACGCCGCGGCCGAUGUGGCCCCGCGCGUUGCGGGCCUGCACCGCCGCCGCACAAAGACGCCGCCGCAGCCGCCGUCAGUACCCGGGCCGCAGCCGCCGCGCCAGCCCUAG
Molecule: messenger RNA, 2241 nt
Organism: Onychomys torridus (southern grasshopper mouse)
Lineage: Eukaryota; Metazoa; Chordata; Mammalia; Rodentia; Cricetidae
Gene: Wdr88
Product: WD repeat domain 88
Exons: 15
Coding region: 1-2241 (746 amino acids)
Molecular function (GO): protein binding
Source: RefSeq, a predicted model, not a curated record